Eurypyga helias (sunbittern) is the source of this 1417-nucleotide messenger RNA. It is a transcript of the gene PTPA, whose product is annotated as protein phosphatase 2A activator, regulatory subunit 4. The transcript has 9 exons. The coding region runs from base 39 to 938 and encodes 299 amino acids. Gene Ontology annotation, cellular component: nucleus; cytoplasm; protein phosphatase type 2A complex. Gene Ontology annotation, biological process: mitotic spindle organization. NCBI's taxonomy places the organism in Eukaryota, Metazoa, Chordata, Aves, Eurypygiformes, Eurypygidae. Gene Ontology annotation, molecular function: peptidyl-prolyl cis-trans isomerase activity; protein tyrosine phosphatase activator activity. The record is from RefSeq and is a predicted model, not a curated record.
CCUCUGAGGAGGUGGCUCCUCCCCCCCAGCAGAGCUUCAUGAUCCCCAAAAAGGAGAUAAACAUGGUGUCCGACAUGGCCAAGUGGAAGCGCUCUCAGGCGUACGCAGAUUACAUGGGCUUCAUCCUCACUCUGAAUGAAGGUGUCAGGGGCAAGAAGCUGACCUGCGAAUACAAAGUUUCAGAGCCCAUUGAAAAGCUGGUGGCUCUUCUGAACACCCUCGACAGAUGGAUCGAUGAAACCCCGCCAGUGGAUCAACCUUCUCGCUUUGGGAACAAAGCCUUCAGGACCUGGUAUGCCAAACUAGACCAGGAAGCAGAAAAGUUGGUGGCAACAGUGAUUCCCAAACAUUUGGCUGAUGCUGCACCAGAAGUGGCCGUGUACCUGAAGGAAUCCGUGGGGAACUCCACCCGCAUUGACUAUGGCACAGGGCACGAAGCUGCGUUUGCAGCCUUUCUCUGCUGCCUCUGCAAAAUCGGUGUGCUCCGAGUGGAUGACCAGAUGGCCAUCGUCUUUAAAGUAUUUAACAGGUACCUAGAGGUGAUGCGAAAACUUCAGAAGACCUACAGGAUGGAACCUGCUGGCAGCCAGGGCGUGUGGGGCUUGGAUGACUUCCAGUUUCUACCUUUCAUAUGGGGCAGUUCCCAGCUGAUAGACCAUCCAAAUCUGGAGCCUCGACACUUUGUUGAUGAGAAGGUGGUAAACGAAAACCAUAAGGACUUCAUGUUCCUGGAGUGCAUCCUCUUCAUUACAGAGAUGAAGACGGGCCCCUUCGCUGAGCACUCCAACCAGCUCUGGAACAUCAGCGCCGUGCCCUCCUGGUCCAAGGUCAACCAGGGCCUCAUCCGCAUGUACAAGGCAGAGUGCCUGGAGAAGUUUCCUGUGAUCCAGCACUUUAAGUUCGGCAGCCUGCUCCCCAUCCAGCCUGUGACGUCCUAAGGAGGCCGCGGGAGGAGUCGAGGCAGCGGAGGCGUAGCGCGGCGCUCUUCCUCCUCCCCUCACCCCCUCCUCAUCACCUUGCCCGUUACACACAGCCCAUUCAUUCCUGCACAUCCGCAUAGCAGCCACAGAUCCAAAGCACCCGCCGGCCUUGCACGGGAGACGGGACCCGGAGCGGCUCCUCCUGCACGUCCCCAGCACGGGGAUGUCUCGCCGGCGACCGCGCCAGGGCUGUGCUUCCCCGCUCCGCUGCGUCCCUGCGGCUGCGGGCGUGUGAACGGGGUUGGAAUAGGGGCUGCCUUGCAGCACAGGCCCUCUGCUUCCCUUCCAAAGAGGAAGGGGGUGUGGAGGGGAGGAAGGCACGUGUGUAUGUGUUGGGCAGUGGUAACUGCAAUUUCCCUUUUGAAUUUCAUUGAACUUUCCUGUUGCUGUUUGAUUUGGGAAACCACUGCGAGGGGCGAGGUGUGAGGCUGCACGUG